Molecule: messenger RNA, 1976 nt
Organism: Jatropha curcas
Lineage: Eukaryota; Viridiplantae; Streptophyta; Magnoliopsida; Malpighiales; Euphorbiaceae
Product: diacylglycerol kinase 5
Biological process (GO): phospholipase C-activating G protein-coupled receptor signaling pathway
Cellular component (GO): membrane
Molecular function (GO): ATP-dependent diacylglycerol kinase activity
Source: RefSeq, a predicted model, not a curated record
ACGCGUUUGAAUGUCAUUAUUUGGAAAGUGUGAAUAUACCAAAAAGCCGUCUCUUUGCUCCAUUAUUCCUAUUUUUUAAAAGAAAGAAGAAGAUACUUACUUGAUCCAGCUCCAUGUGAUUCACAUUCGAAAGUCAUUAACUAAAUGCAGUCAACGGCGCCCUUUCAUCCCUCCAUAUUAGUUUCCUUCCAGAUCCGUUUUUUAACCAAUUCUACUCUUUAAACAUCUCCCUUCCCUUCAUCUUCUGCUUUUCUCUCACAAUCCGUUUUCCAGAUGGAUGCAACGACGUCGGAUUCUAACUUGGAGUCCAUUUUGAAAGAGUUUCGCAUCCCUUCUUUCAUUUUUGACGCUGAAUCGGAUGUUUCCGAUGAUGAAUCUCCUCCUCCUGAGUGUCCUGUUUUAGUUUUUAUAAACUCCAAGAGCGGCGGCCAGCUCGGUGGUGAUCUCCUCGUUACAUAUCGUUCUCUUCUUAAUGAAAAACAGGUGUAUGAUUUGGGAAAUGAAGCUCCUGAUAAAGUUUUGAGAAGAGUUUACCUUAAUUUGGAGCUGCUUAAGUCUCGUGGAAAUAACUUAGCCAUUCAGAUUCAGCAGAGCUUGAGAAUCAUUGUUGCCGGUGGUGAUGGAACGGCCGGCUGGCUUCUCGGUGUCGUUUGCGAUCUGAAGUUCUCUCAUCCACCUCCAAUUGCCACAGUGCCGCUUGGAACUGGAAACAAUCUACCAUUUGCGUUUGGUUGGGGAAAGAAGAAUCCUGGAACAGAUCGUAAUUCUGUGAUUUCAUUUCUGAACCAAGUAAAGGAAGCAAAGGAAAUGAAAAUAGACAAUUGGCAUAUUCUCAUGAGGAUGAGAGCUCCAAAAGAAGGUUCCUGUGAUCCCAUUGCACCUCUUGAGCUACCACAUUCUUUGCAUGCAUUUCACCGUGUUUCUGCAACUGAUGAACUCAAUAAGGAAGGUUAUCACACAUUUCGGGGGGGAUUCUGGAACUACUUCAGCAUGGGAAUGGAUGCUCAAGUAUCAUAUGCGUUUCAUUCUGAACGGAAGUUGCAUCCAGAAAAAUUUAAGAAUCAGUUAGUUAAUCAGAGUACUUAUGCAAAGCUUGGUUGUACACAAGGGUGGUUUUUUGCUUCUCUUUUUCAUCCUUCUUCAAAGAACAUAGCUCAGCUUGCACAGGUUAAGAUCAUGAAAAAACAUAGUCAAGAAUGGCAAAAACUGGAUAUACCCUCCAGCAUCAGGUCCAUUGUAUGCCUUAACUUGCCCAGCUUUUCUGGUGGUCUGAGUCCUUGGGGGACGCCUAAUAGCAAGAAACAGCAUGAGAGGAGCUUGACUCCUCCAUUUGUAGAUGAUGGACUUCUUGAGGUUGUUGGUUUUAGAGAUGCUUGGCACGGGCUUGUUUUGCUUGCUCCAAAUGGACAUGGGACUCGUCUUGCACAGGCACAUAGAAUCCGUUUCGAGUUCCACAAAGGUGCUGCCGAGCAUACAUUCAUGCGGAUUGAUGGUGAACCUUGGAAGCAGCCCCUACCGGAAGACGAUGAUACUGUAGUAGUUGAAAUAUCUCACCUUGGCCAAGUUAACAUGCUUGCCACCCAUGAUUGCAAGUCUAAAAGCAUUCAUGAUCCUUUAUCACUAAGCCAUCACAAUGAUGGGGAUGAUGAUAGUAACGAAGACGAACCUGAACAUGGUGAAGAGUGGAGGAAAUUUGGUGCAGCUGAGACAUUUAAGAUCCCAGAUGGGGUUGAGAUUGCCCAUCUUAGUUAAAUCCUUUUGAGUAUAAAAUUUCUUCUUUGGUUUGCAUUUCUUAUUGAUAGUGUAUGAUUGGUUGUUGGUCUUCAGAUUUUCCCGUUAUGUAAAUGUUUCAGUAAUAUUUUAAUCGCUACAAAAUAUUGAUUUGUGAAUAAGCAUUUGAAAUGUGUGGGGUUAACAGUAAAUUACUGUAUUUGAUUUUACAAAUGAAUUCUUAUUGUUCUGUUUCUCUACUUAAA